GCAACACUUGUAGACUUGUAUUAUUGCAUUGUGAAAUACAUAACCUAGAUUUAAACGUAUGCGUGCGGUAGUUCAUAAAAUUUUUUCCAUGCUUUUUUAGGUGUUCAUACAUAUUUUUCAUAAUUCAUUUUUAUAAAUAAUUUAAAAAUAUUCUUAUUUUAAGUAUUAUUCGUAAUGGGUAAAGCAAAAAAGGGUAAAAGAAAUGUCAACGAUGGCGACGUCGAUAGUGAAACGGAAAAUAUUGAUUCAGCUAUUAUUAAUGAAAAUCAAACUAAAGAAAAAUUAAAAAGCGAUAAAAUAAAUAACGAUGAUAAAAAAUCGAAGAAAAAUAAAAACAAAAAUAAUGAAGACGAUGAUAUCGAUGAAAUUACUAGAAAUAUCGAAGAUAUUGACAUAUCGAAAAAGAAAAAGGGUAAAACUGCCACUAAAAAACAGGAUUCCGAUGAUGAAGCUGAUGAUAUAAAGACUAGUAAAACGAAAUCGAAAACGAAAAAAGGCAAAAAACAACUGUCGGACGAUGAAGACGAUUUAGAUACGGCACCUGUAAAAUCGAAUAAGGGUAAGGCAAAAGGUGGUUUUGAUGUUUUGGAAGUGGAAGAUGGUAUAGACGCAAAAUCAGAUUCAGAUAACGAAGAUUCUAAGAAAAGUAAUAAGAAAAAUGAACCAGAAUCGAAGAAAGAAGCUGGUGGUAAAAAGGGUAAGAAAAAAAAGAGGCGCGAUGACAGUGAUGAUGAAGACAUUGAAAAAGUAUUGGCUGAAUUAGCAUUAGAAUAUUCAGGUGGUAAAAAAGAUGUUGAGCCUACCCCUGAGCGUGAAGAAGUAGAAGAAGUGACCGAGAAGAAGAAAGAGAAAAAGAAGAAAGUCGCAGAACCUGUUGAGGAAUCAAAGCAACAGGUAGAAGAUGAUGAUGAAAUUUCUGGAACUGUGAAAACUGCAGCACAGAAAAAGAAAGAGAAGAAAGAACGUGAAAAAGCUAAAAAAAUGACUGAUAAACAGAAAACAUUAGGUGGUAAAAAACAAGAAUCUGUAGAUUCCGAACCAAAAGCAACGGAAGAUAAACCAGAGAAUGAUGAGCCUGCAGAGGAACUAACUUCCAAAGAUAAGAAAAAGAAAAAGGGCGCAAAAGAGGAAGAAAAGAAAGGUAAAACUGGGAAAGGUCCAGAUAAAAAAACAAUAGCUGCAAUGCAAGAAGCUUUGAAGAAGAUGAAAGAAGAAGAGGAACGAUUAAAACGCGAAGAGGAAGAACGAAUCAAACGGGAAGAGGAAGCGGAAGCAGCAAGAUUAGAACAAGAACGACUAGAGCAAGAACGUAAAGAAAAACGAAAACAAAAGGAAAAAGAGCGUAAAGAACGUAGAAAAGCUGAAGGAAAAUUAUUAACUCCAAAACAGAAGUUAGAAAGAGCUAGAGCACAGGCUUUAUUAGAAGAAAGACGAAAACAAUUACUUUUAUUACAAGGUGGCGAGGGAAUACCUGAAGAAGUAGUAGAACCUAAAAAACCGCGAUUAGGAACUCGUAUUAGGCCGAAUAAAUUGAAAAAAGAAUCAAGCCAAGAAAAAUCUGAAGAACAAGCAAAACCUGAGGAAGAUAGCGCUAAUAAAGAACCUGAAAGACAAUCAAGUCAAGAGGCUGAAGUGAAAAAAGAGGAUGAUGUUAAAGAUUCUUGGGAUGCAGAAAGUUCUGAAGAAGAGGAACCAGAAUCCAAGGAAGAGAAAGUCGAAACUAAAGUUAGCAACAAAGCCGAAACAAAGAAAGCUGAAGAAUCUGAAGAUGAAGGGUCAUCUAGUGGAUCGGAUGAGGAUAGUGAGACUGGAAGUGAUAGCGAAGAAGAAUCUGCCGAUGAACACGAAAAACAAUCUGAUGCUGAAAGAAAACGAGCAAGAGCUUUAGCUAGAAUACAGAAACGACGUGAGGAAGCCGAAAAAAAUAAAACCUUAGAGGAUCUUCGAGCUGCCGUGGUUUGUGUAUUAGGUCAUGUCGAUACGGGAAAAACAAAAAUAUUGGAUAAAUUACGUAGAACAAAUGUUCAGGAUGGUGAAGCCGGUGGUAUUACACAACAAAUAGGUGCUACGAAUGUUCCAAUUGAAAAUAUCCGAGAACAAACGAAAAUUGUCAAGGGCUUUGCUGACAAAGAAUUCAAAUUACCUGGUUUAUUAAUUAUUGACACACCUGGUCACGAAUCGUUUAGUAAUUUAAGAAAUCGAGGCUCAUCGUUAUGUGAUAUUGCGAUUUUAGUUGUGGACAUUAUGCAUGGUUUAGAACCACAAACAAUUGAAUCAAUAAAUCUAUUAAAACAAAAACGUGUACCAUUUGUUGUUGCAUUAAAUAAAAUCGAUCGAUUGUAUGAUUGGGAAACAAUGAAUCGUCGUGAUGUUCGCGAUAUACUUAAAUCACAAGCAUCUCAUACUCAAGUUGAGUUUGAGAACCGUAUGAAGGAAGUUGUAUUGCAAUUUGCUGAACAAGGAUUAAAUGCUGCAUUAUUCUAUGAGAAUCCUGAUCCAAAAACAUAUAUAUCAUUAGUUCCUACUAGUGCUAUUACCGGUGAAGGAAUGGGUAAUUUGUUAGCGUUGAUUGUUGAUAUGUGCCAAACUCAUUUAGCUAAACGUUUAAUGUAUUCAUCGGAGUUACAAGCCACGGUGUUGGAGGUUAAAGCAAUACCUGGACUUGGCACAACAAUUGAUGUGAUUUUAAUAAAUGGUAUUUUGAAAGAAGGAGAUACAAUGAUCUUGGCUGGUACCGAUGGUCCUGUUGUUACUCAGAUACGUUCAUUAUUAAUGCCACAACCUAUGCGUGAGUUACGUGUAAAGAAUGCUUACAUCGAGCACAGAGAAGUGCGUGCAGCACAGGGAGUUAAAAUUGCUGCAAAGGAAUUAGAAAAAGCAAUUGCUGGAUUAAAUCUAGUGGUUGCACAUCAUCCAGAUGAAGUCGACAUUUUAAGAGAAGAAGUUGCUCGAGAAUUUAAAUCAGCACUUAGCUCAAUCAAAUUACAAGAACGUGGUGUAUUUGUUCAAGCUUCAACGUUAGGUUCUUUGGAAGCUUUAUUGGAUUUCUUAAAAUCAAGUAAAAUUCCGUAUGCUGGUAUUCGAAUUGGUCCAGUUGUUAAAAAGGAUGUAAUGAAAGCUUCAAUUAUGUUAGAACAUGACAGCCAAUACGCAACAAUAUUAGCAUUUGAUGUAAAAAUAGAACGUGAUGCACAAGAGUUAGCUGACAGUUUAGGUGUAAAAAUUUUCCAAGCUGAUAUUAUUUAUCAUUUGUUUGAUAAAUUCACUGCAUAUCGAGAGGAGCUCAAACAACGUAAACGUGAUGAAUUUAAGAAUAUCGCCGUAUUUCCAUGUAAAUUACGUGUUUUACCACAAUUCGUGUUCAAUUCACGUGAUCCAAUUGUGUGUGGUGUUAUGGUUGAAGCUGGUAUCGUUAAGGAGGGUACACCAAUUUGUGUUCCAAGUCAAGAGUUUGUGGAUUUGGGAAUUGUAACAAGUAUAGAAAGUAAUCACAAACCAGUUGAAUCUGCACGUAAAGGACAAGAGAUUUGUAUUAAAAUUGAACCAAUCCCAGGCGAGGCACCGAAAAUGUUUGGCAGACAUUUUGAUGAAACGGAUAUGCUUGUCUCAAAGAUAUCUCGUCAAAGUAUUGAUGCAUGCAAAGAUUACUUCCGAGAUGAUCUAAUUAAAACUGAUUGGCAACUAAUGGUAGAACUAAAAAAACUGUUUCAAAUUUUGUAGUUUUUGAUUUGAUCAAAUUUUCUGGAGGAUACCGAUUUAGUUGUGCUUAAAAUAAAAAAAUAAUUCUUUUUUUUUCUUUUUUUAUUAUUUUUUCAAAAAAGUAUCCAAGCGAAAUCAAUACAAAAAUCUACCGAACAUCGUAUACAUAUAUCAUA
This is a messenger RNA of Chrysoperla carnea, 3875 nucleotides long. It is a transcript of the gene eIF5B, whose product is annotated as eukaryotic translation initiation factor 5B. NCBI's taxonomy places the organism in Eukaryota, Metazoa, Arthropoda, Insecta, Neuroptera, Chrysopidae. Gene Ontology annotation, molecular function: GTP binding; GTPase activity; translation initiation factor activity. Bases 175 to 3720 code for a protein of 1181 amino acids. The record is from RefSeq and is a predicted model, not a curated record. The transcript is spliced from 11 exons.